AUACCAGCGGGGCACAGUUUAUACAUAACCUCACCUGAGUCACUUUCACACAUUGCGACUACAACCUCAGUCUCAGUCUCAAUCUCAACCUCAUCUCUCAAAUUCGCCACUAAAAAUGUCUCUCACAAACGCCUCCCCCGAGGCUGCAGCUAGCGCCGCAAAGACAGCAUCUUUCACUCUCGCGACCCUCCCGGCCAGCGAGCGCAACAAUGCACUUGAAGCCAUCCACGCUGCCUUGACGGCCUCAAAAGACGAGAUCCUCGCAGCCAACGCCAAGGAUCUUGAGCUGGCAAGGAAGGCUGCUGAUGAGGGCGGUCUUAGCCAGGCUCUUGUAUCGCGAUUGGAUCUUGGAAAGAAGGGAAAGUGGGAGGAUAUGCUCAAGGGAAUCUUGGAUGUGAGGGAUCUAAAUGACCCAAUUGGCCAGAUUCAGAUGAGAACAAAACUCGAUGAUGAUCUCAUCAUGGAGCGUGUCUCAUGUCCCAUUGGCGUCCUCCUUAUCAUUUUCGAGGCCCGUCCCGAAGUCAUCGCCAACAUCGCUUCUCUUGCUAUCAAGUCUGGAAAUGCUGCCAUUCUCAAGGGUGGGAAAGAGUCUACAGAGUCCUUCGUGGCCAUCUCAAAGGUCAUCUCAUCAGCUCUUGAGACCACAAAGGUCCCCAACUCAGCCAUCCAGCUCGUCACAACCCGCGACGUCAUUUCCCAGCUCCUCGCUCAGGACCGCUAUAUUGAUCUUGUCAUACCUCGCGGAUCGAAUGAACUUGUUCGUUACAUCAAGGAGUCCACAAAGAUUCCCGUUCUCGGCCACGCUGAUGGUCUCUGCCAUAUCUACUUGACAGCCUCUGCCAAUAAGGAAAAGGCUAUUACUGCUAUUGUGGACUCCAAGACAAGCUAUCCUGCUGCCUGCAACGCUGUCGAAACCCUUCUAGUCCAGGAAUCGGCUCUGAAUACCAUCUUCCCUGCUGUUGCUUCCGCUCUUGCGGCCAAGGGGGUUUCCCUCCGAGUCGACGAGCCCAGCAAGGCUGCCAUUUCUUCUCUUUCACUGGAAGGUGUUCAAGAUGCCACCCCUCAAGACUAUGACACUGAGCAUCUAUCCCUCACCAUUGGCGUAAAGACUGUUUCCUCUAUUGACGAGGCCAUCACCCACAUCAACACCCACGGCUCUCACCACACAGACGCUAUCAUGAGCUCUGAUUCUACCGAGGCCGAACGUUUCAUGAACGAGGUUGACUCAGCUGGUGUGUACUGGAAUGCCGCUACUCGUCUUGCCGACGGCAUGCGUUAUGGUUUUGGUACCGAAGUUGGUAUCAGCACAAACAAAAUUCACUCUCGUGGUCCAGUCGGCCUCGAUGGACUGACUAUUUACAAGUACAAGAUCAGAGGCGACUACCAAGCUACUGCUGACUAUGGAGACGGAGAAGGCAAGAAGCCCUGGAAGCACGAGAAGUUGUCCCUUUAGACAACUGCUUGCAAAAAGAAAAAAGAAAAAGAAAGAAAAAAUCGACGGCAUAUCACGGAGGCGUUGGGUAAAGUUUAACAGCUAUAAAAAAUAGUAGGCUGUUCAAGUCACGGUUUCAAGACAAUUAUA
Fusarium oxysporum Fo47 is the source of this 1582-nucleotide messenger RNA. RefSeq names its product glutamate-5-semialdehyde dehydrogenase. Lineage: Eukaryota; Fungi; Ascomycota; Sordariomycetes; Hypocreales; Nectriaceae. The transcript is spliced from 3 exons. Gene Ontology annotation, molecular function: NADP binding; glutamate-5-semialdehyde dehydrogenase (NADP+) activity. The coding region runs from base 116 to 1453 and encodes 445 amino acids. The record is from RefSeq and is a predicted model, not a curated record.